Messenger RNA from Ambispora gerdemannii, 669 nucleotides. The record is from the annotation of a GenBank genome assembly. Lineage: Eukaryota; Fungi; Glomeromycota; Glomeromycetes; Archaeosporales; Ambisporaceae.
AUGUUUUUUAGUAACAGAAAUACUCGAGCUAACCACUUAAAACUGACCCCUAAAAAACUUGCCGAAUGGAGUAAACAGCAAAAUGCGGAUACCGUUCACGGAACUGAAUCUGAAAGCAGCUUGGGUACUUUGCCCAUUUUCUUUAAAGUUCCUGAAUCUACUAAUAAUGAGAAAAAAGAAGAGCAUACACAAGCAAGCGAGAAAGGAAAAAAAGCUGAAAUUCACAGCAUUCAACAGAUAGAUACAAAUACUGAAGUUGCUCGAAAUUCAAGCUCUCAGAGUCUAUUUAUUCAAGAAAACUUGUCAAGUCGUCACCACCAGCAAAAUGGCAAUGUUGAUUUAUGGCAAUAUAAAGAUAAAUAUGGAAAUGAUGAACGUUUACGAGAUAGAAUCGAAGAGAAAGAUCAGCAAGAAUUAGAAGAAAUGACAUUCGAAGGCGCCGAAGAAGGAAUUGAUGCGUUGGAAUUGUUUGAUGCAACUCUUGAAAAACUGUAUGAAUUAGAAUUUGAAAAUAAACAUUCUCUUGACGUACUUGAAAAUUCUAUGACCAACAUGGAUCAAGAAAUUCUACAAAUGAGAGUUAGGAUCGCUGACCUCACCAAUGAUUUUGCUAUAUCACCGCUCUUCGAAGAAGAAUUGAAAUUAUUAUUAGAUUUGAGCUAUGAAUGA